Phlebotomus argentipes is the source of this 5076-nucleotide messenger RNA. RefSeq lists its product as uncharacterized. NCBI's taxonomy places the organism in Eukaryota, Metazoa, Arthropoda, Insecta, Diptera, Psychodidae. The record is from RefSeq and is a predicted model, not a curated record. Gene Ontology annotation, molecular function: protein binding. The transcript has 17 exons. The coding region runs from base 405 to 3281 and encodes 958 amino acids.
AAGAUGUGUUGGUAUAGCGUAUCGAUUGUUGAAUUUGCUCGGGCCUGACUUGCUAUAUAUAUAUAUUCCUUUUGAAAGGACUCCUUAAUCAUGAUUUAAAGCCUUCCUCCCGCAUUGGCAGAUAAGGUGUCCGUGAGUGUGAUUGUCCCGUGAGCGGCGAGAAACGUGGCCUAGUGAGAAAUACCGAGGAUACCAGUGACGAGAAGGAUUGUUUUUCCUUUCUAGUGUCUCAAGUGGUGUAUCGCAGUUCGGUGUUCACAUUUUCCCAUUUGUUAACCACUCAAGGAUGGUGAUGUGAAAUGAUUCAAAAUGACUUGGAGGAAAGCCCAACUUGAGGGUGACUCGGGAUCGAGUUAGGGACUUUCAGAGCGACAAUCAUAAACUUUUGACUGACAAAGUGCGCGAUGGCGGUCAGCAAUAUCGUGUGUGAAUGGCUGAAGGCGCUCGGUCUGGGCCAGUAUGCGGAGAGCUUCCUGGACAAUGGGUACGACGACCUGGAGAUCUGCAAGCAAGUCGGCGAUCCCGAUCUGGACGCGAUCGGCGUGGAGAACCCCCAGCACCGCCACAAAUUGCUCAAGUCGGUGCGGCAGCUGCGCGAGAAGGGGGCGGCCAGUGUCUACUUCAUGCUCAACGACCCCAAUGGCCUCGCCGAGGGACUGGAGAGCAUCGGCGGCAGAGAAACCCCACCGGCAACAGAAUUGGAAACACUCCUGCGCCAGCAAUUGCAGACCGAUUCCAUCCGAUUGACAUCCCAUCCAUAUUCCACGCCGGACGGUGAACGUGGUCAUUUGGAGGGUCUUGCAUCGGUUUAUUGUGAAAUUCUGAUGGCUCCAUUUGGGGACGUAUUAAGUGCUUUAGAGAGUGAACGAUUAGCGGCAUGGGCCGAUAUUAGUCCGCAUCAUAGAGGUGUGGGUGCGAAGCGAGGCCACCGGGGGAGCUCCAGCCAAGGUGGCCUCCCCAAUAGCCAUAGUCAACCAAUUUAUGUGCCAGGGAAAUAUUCACCGUCAAGCUGUCUAUCCGAUAAGGAAGAGGAUGAAAUUUACGGUUUCGGAUAUGGUGUCUUCGCCCCAAGGGUGGCUCGAGGUGCACUGCAGUCGACGAUCAAUUCGCAACAGCAUCCAUCUCACACCAACGCCCAGCCGCAGUACCAACAAUCACAGAGUUCAACCAUUCAGCCAGCCAUACAGCAGAGCUGCCUGAGUCCGCGAUCGGCGUAUUUUUAUGAAUUCCCUCCCACAGAAGGACGCGAAACAACGAAGAAGCGCUUGACACUGGCGAGAUUGCUCAAAGGCCUAAAAACUGUAAAUAGGAGAGAUAGGACCAAUAAUCAAAACACCGGCACAACUCAAUUAAUCAACGAGAGAAUCGAAAGACUGAGACAUUUCCAAGCGAACGGAGGACCACAAAACAGUUUCGAGGAAACCAUCCAUAGGCUUAAAGUUCAAGAGGCGCUGCGGAAAAGGGAAAAAUUUCAGCGUGAACACGAAGAGAUACUGAGGAACAUUCGACAGGGUCUCCUCCAAAUGGGCCGAGAUGGUGGAUGUGCAGAUGAUACCUACAUGUACGACGACGCUGCCCGUGGUGCUCUGGGCGGAAGCCACUACCAAGGGCACUGGUAUGAUGAACCGCCAUAUGAAAGUGAUCCAGAUGAUUUUCUGAUGUCUGGCAUAAAUGCGGGGCCUGCGGCCACAAUACAGGACGGUCGUGUCUCCUUCACGGCCAACUCACGGGAGAACACGGGAGUUAUUUCACUGAGAUCAGCCGGUGACAUCUCACUGCCCCAGAGAGCUCCACCCCGGCGAGGACUCAUCGUGCCACAGCACGGAUCUAAUCCACCUACAAUAAUUCCCCUAACGCAUGCCAGAUCACACGAUAGGGAGAGUGGGGACUAUGCUGGAUCCGUGUCGGACAUUCAGAGUGUCACAUCCCGCCUCAGUACGGUUUCGAUUGGUACAAAUAAUUGUACAGCCCGGUACAGGACGUUGAGCGGUGGAAUUGGCGAGUCUCCAUCUCAGUCGCCGAGUCCAUCAUCCGAUUAUGAGGACGAUUUAGCGCAUCACGGAUUACCUGGUGGCAUGGCCAAGAGGGCUGCUGCGCACAAAGGCUCAACAAUUAGCCAGAAGGCAACCGUGCAUCAUCCUGGAGAUGUUCGCAGUUCACCCAAGGAGAAGGCGGUCUUCAGUGAGAAUUUGAGAAAGUUCAAUGGGACAAAGGAAACUUCAAGGGACUUCAAUACAUCCCAGGAGAACACAGACCGAGGCAGUAUAAGUGAUCAGGCGUUCCCUUGCUCGGCCAGUUCCGUCGAGAGUCUUCCAAGUGCUUCUGGUUCGAGUACGCAAGCUCUUGUUCGGCCCGGGAGUCCGCACAGCUCACUCUCGGAUGACCGGAACACUUUGCCACCCAUCUGUAUAGCAAAGGCUAUUGUAGAUAGUUUACCGAAUCCGUACGACAAAGAAGCCCUCCGCUUCAAGAAAGGUGAUAUUAUAGAUGUAAUCUCGAUGAAUGCUUCCGGAAUUUGGCGAGGCCGAUGCAAUGGACACACAGGACAUUUCAAAUUCAUCAACGUCGAAGUUCUGCCAGAUCAGCGGCGAAAGGUGAACAGCAAUCUCACACCAUGUCGAAAUCCCAACAGUCCGGUAUCCGUGGAGGAACUACUGGUGAGAAUUGGCCUGAAGGAGUACACUUCGGUAUUUGUUCUCAAUGGCUAUGAAGACUUGGAGCUGUUCAAGGAAUUGGAGCCUGCAGACUUGGAUUAUCUGGGAAUUCUCAACAAUGAUCACAGAGCAAAGCUGCUAACGGCAGUCCAACUCCUGCACGACAUGGAUUCUAAUUCAGAUGGAGACGUUGCGGGUUCCAGUUCGGAGAACGAUGAAGCUCUUCGUCGCAAUCACAUUGCUUCUCUCAAGCAUCCCUCAUCUCCGUUCGGUCGACGCCACUUCCCGCGGGAUUCCGGCUGCUACGAGGGUUCUCCGGUCCCUGCGGGCUCAGCCAGUCAAAUUAUGCCCGUCGAUGAUGCUCACAGUCUCGAUGAUGUGGUCACGCAGUGCUCCAAUGAGAUUAUGAAGCGCGUUGAGAAUGCACGACGCCUGAAGGAGGAGAAGGGAAUGCCACCCAAAGGGAUGCAACGAAUGGGGAAGAAGGGGUUACUCGGAGGAAGCGCCGGAAGCACUCCGGAUGAGGGCAUAUGCUCUCGUGGCGGCGGGGCUCUGAGCGAGAAAUCCAGCGAUUCUGGGGUCAGCAGUAGUUCCCUGUCUUCUGGUCCAAUGAAGAACAUCACGUGAAAUAUACUGCAAAAGUUAUCCAAGUAAGUUUGCUCCCUUCCAGCGUGUGGCAUUGUUUAAGCUUUGCGUUGCCUGAAUCAACAAUCACCCAUUCCCCAUGACUCUUGAGCGAGAGAGGGCUUGAGAGAAUCAUGGAAAAGUUUCAAGAUUAUCGCACUGUGCUAGUGAAUCGCUCGAAAUUAUGCAAAUAGAGGCAACAAAAUGCAAAUGGCACGCGAAUUGGCAAUAAUAUUGCAGCAAUUCGUGGCAAUUAUAUAUUUCUCACAGAAAGAGAGUCUCCUGUAGGAGUUCCGCUGAGCUCCUCCAGGAAUGGUGUAAAAUUAGUCCAUGGCGUGGGGGAGAAAGAAAAAAUUGCUCUACAUUCUGUUCAAUUGCACUGGCUGCAAUGCCAAGCAAUAAUGGCGUAAAAAGAAGAAAGGAAGGGAACUCAAUUUACACAUAAAAGGAACAGGUGAAACCUGUCAUGGAAGAAGAACACUCUUGAAUAUUCAUUUGAAACUCCUUGCCACGAACCACUUGUGUGAAAAUGUUUAUUUUCUGCACACGUAAAAACUCAAAACAAUAAGGCAUAAAUCAAACUAAGAAUCUCAAGUACUUAAUAAGGGAUUUGGAGUAUAUAUGUAUAAUGUUGUUUGUAUAAUGUUUCAACGGACACUGCCACUUAAAGAACCUCCAAUUGAUCCAUCCAGAACGUUGCAUCUUGAGUUAAACGCUCUCCUGAGUUGACACACAUUUUCAAAAAUUUCAAGCAAUCAUGUAAAAAUAAUUUUCUCAACAUUCCCCUUACGAAUCUUAAUAAAACUUCGAAAGCAAUAAAUCAUAGUACGAUAAAUAGGACAAUUUGUACAUACGAUCUUGAUGAAUGGGAAAGAAAGCGCCCAAGACUGGGUCUUCUAAAGGUAGCGUGACAAAGACAGAACAAUUGAAAAGUGUGAAAGUAGGCUUUUUAAAAGAAUCUAAAUCAAAGAAUCUUUUAACUAAAGAGAUAUGUAUUUUCAUCGACAUUCUUUCACAUCUAAUCACAUUAAAAUGUGAGACGAAUAAAGGGACAAUUACUGCAGCUUAAGGAAACGAAUUGUAGGUUUAAAAAGAAUUUAUCAUAUCUGUGGUGGAAAAUUUAAUGAAAGAAAACAUUGUAGAAAACAUAAACACUAAACAAUGAAAAGUAUAUAAUAUCAAUUCAAUGAAGACAACAAUAAAUUUUUGCGAAAACUUUUUACUAACACAUUUUUAUUGUAAAGUUUUCAAUUUUUGCCUAAUUAGCUAGACUUUAUCAUUUGUAUAAUUGUAACGCUGAGAAAUCUAAGAGAAAACUGAAACUUCAGAAACUGUUAUUGAGAUGUAUAGUGUUAGUUUUGUACACUUUAUCUAACAAUUGUAAUGAUCUGAAGACUAUAUUUGACAGCAUAAGUAAUUUAUACUUUGUAUAAUCAUUUUUAUACUGUUAUUGCAUUUAUUUAUGAAAUCACAAGAAGAUUCUAUCGCUAUUGUAAGUAAAAUAAUAAUGAUAAAAUGUCGCCAAAAUUUAUUUCACUCACAAUGUGAAGAAGCAACCAAAAAUGUAUAAAGGAAGAAAUUUAAUAUGUUAUAGCUGUAAUAUUCUAAUAUGAUAUAUAUUUCAAAUUAUUAGGUGAAAAAUGUGACGAAGAGAGGAAACAAGAUGAAUAUUUAGUCAUAUAAUAAAAUUAUAUUGGGUUGAUAAGCAGAGCAGGAGGUGUGAAAUGGAGAGUGGAGAAGUUGAUCAAGGACGAGACAGUUGAGUGGACUUAAAGUUAAACCUAAAGAUGGCAAAUUA